Diceros bicornis minor is the source of this 2785-nucleotide messenger RNA. RefSeq names its product lysine demethylase 8 (gene KDM8). The coding region runs from base 355 to 1356 and encodes 333 amino acids. Gene Ontology annotation, molecular function: histone H3K36 demethylase activity. The record is from RefSeq and is a predicted model, not a curated record. Lineage: Eukaryota; Metazoa; Chordata; Mammalia; Perissodactyla; Rhinocerotidae. Gene Ontology annotation, cellular component: nucleus. The transcript is spliced from 6 exons.
GAAGUGGCUGGUAGCUGCCGGCUGUCGCUCCCCGGCCAAUUGGCUUUUGUUAUCGCCGUGGAGCUAGGCCGGCGGGAGACUCUUGAGCCAUCGGGUCCCGAAUAUGGGCCGCGAGAAAUGAAGCCCCGGGGAGGGAAAGGGUGUGAGGCCUCGGGGUGGAGGGUUGGUGUGGGUCCGCAGAGCCCGCCGGGCCGCCGGCCCUGAGGGCCCAGCGGGGCCUGUGCGUGGCCGCCUGCAGGAAGAGUUCUGAGUGGAUAGGAGUUCCCUCUGAGCACCGCACCGCGGUAGCCCCUCAGGGUCUCUGCCCCUCGGGGUCCGGCCAGCACCUGUCAGACUGAGCUCACGGUGGGCCUGAUGGCAGAAGAUAUCCACCGAGACCCCCUGGCGGGAACAGGUGCUCUGUGGGAGACCCUCAGGGCACUCCUGCCCCCCACUAAAGAAGAAUUGAAGUUGGACCUCGGUGAGAAAGUGGAGAGGAGCGUAGUGAUGCUGCUGCAGCAAGCCACCGACCUCUUCUAUGGGGACAGAAGGAGCGAGUGUCUGCAGAUCAGCGAGGCGGUCAUUGACUACUCCUGGGAGAAGCUCAACACAGGGGCAUGGCGGGACGUGGACAAAGACUGGCGGCGGGUUUAUUCCUUUGGCUGCCUUCUGAAAGCUGUGUGUCUGUGCGAGGCAUCUGGGGACGCUACCACUGUGGCCGCAGCCCUGAAAGUCUGUGACAUGGGCCUGCUGAUGGGGGCAGCCAUCCUUGGGGAUAUCCUCAUUAAAGUCGCUGCCAUCCUCCAGACUCACCUUCUCUCUAGAAAAAGGCCUGCCCAAGGCCCGACCCAGGAGCAGCCUAGCACAAAGAAAUCAAGGAAUGACCAUGUUUGGAUUCCAGAUAUGAAGUCAGAAAGAGCAGUCCCCCGGCUUCACUGUCCAUCCCUCCAGUAUUUCAGGAAGCACUUUUUGGUUCCAGAGAGGCCUGUGAUCUUGGAAGGUGUGGCCAACCAUUGGCCGUGCAUGAAGAAGUGGAGUUUGGCGUAUAUCCAAGAAAUUGCUGGCUGCCGAACUGUCCCAGUGGAAGUUGGUUCUAGGUACACAGACGAGGAAUGGUCCCAGACACUCAUGACGGUCAAUGAGUUCAUCAGCAAAUACAUCAUGAAUGAGCCGAAGGACACGGGGUACCUUGCUCAGCACCAGCUCUUUGACCAGGUCCUGGUACCAUUCUCAGCACAUCUCAGUUGUCCACUUAUGAGGCUGUGUCCCCAUGCUUGGGCCUAUCCACUUCUGGCAGAGGCCAGUUUCAAUUUCUCAGGGUACCCAGCCCUGGCUGGCCAGAUGGAAGACCCUCAGGACAGACUGGUUGAAGACUGAAAGAGAGGGGGACUCAGGCUGUUGCUGAGAGGAAGAGGGGCCUCUGUGAGGCGGGAGGCAGGAGGACACUCCCAGUGAGCAGCGCCUCACGCACCGAGGCUCAGAGGGCAGAGUGGAACGAGCCCCAUGGCAGCCUGGGAGGGUUUGUUCAGAAGAACAGAGCAAGGAGAAGGAGGCGAGGGCCAACUGAGGAGGGCCAUGAAGGCCAGGCCAAGAACUCGGAUUCAUCUGGAAGACGGCAGGGAGCCCUGGGAGGCUUUGAGCAGGAGCGUUCCCAGUAAGAGGUGGUGUUCCCGGAAGAAGCCAGCAGGAGCGCGAGGGUGCUUGCGAGGGAGAGUGCCCGGGGGGCAGGAGGAGAGACGAAGCUGCAGGGAGCAGAAGUGCUGUUCCUGCUCUUUCUCCUUCACAGAUCAGCCCCCUAAGAAGAGCCCAUCAGAGUGUGGCCCUGGACCAGCACUGGCGGCACUGGGAGCUGUUAGAAAUGCAGUCUCAGUCCCAGGCCCCACCCAGACCCACUGCAUCAGCGUCAUCUGUCACCCAGGGCCCCGGGCUCCACCCAUCAAACACGGAGCUCACAGAGGGGUCGUGGCAGCUUGUGGACUGCCUCCCUGGCUUUUGGGAAGUGAGGAAAUCAGGAUGCGUGACGAUAUACAGAAAGAUCUUAGCACUGUUGAGAAAGGACAGGAGGAGAUGCCACAGAAGAUUAACAGUGAUUGUGGUGGUGGUGAGUUGGGGAGUGAUUUCUCCUUUUUUCCUGCAGUUUCCACAUCAUGUGGAAUAAGUAUGUAUAAUCAUAAUGAGAAAAAAUAGGCUAUUUUUAAAUGCAAACAAAGCAAGAGAACAAAGUGAAGUGUAGCAGGAAUCAGGGGGCGUUCUGCAUUUUCAAGGCCGUCUAGUUAGGACGCUGAACAGUGAGGGGAGGGCUCAUCCUGGGGAGAUAAUGGAGCAGUGUGGCUUUCUAUCCACCCCUCCCCCGGCCCCACUCGCUUCUUCACUCUGUACUCGGGUGGCUGGGGCUGUGACCACGGUGCACGGCGGGAACACUGCCCCCGCGCGUGGGCUUCUUUGUAGGCCCCUCGGCACCAGGCCCUGGGCUCAGCCCUAGGCACAGGGAUAAAGAAGACCUCCUCACUCCUCUUCCCCAGUGGACCUGAAAAGCAAACACAUCAGACGGUGAUGAGGGCCUGAAAGAAAAUACAAGAGGCGGCCUUACAGAAGGUGGCUGAGGCAGGCAAGAUGGCUCUUUAGAUCAAGUGGGCAGGGAAGGUUCCUUGAGGAGGCGACGUAUGAGCAGUGGCUAGCCAUGAGAGGAGACGAGAGCAGGGGCGUGCCAGCUAGGAGAGCAACACAAGUGAACUGUCACCUUCAAAGGGCAGAACAGUUCAGUGUGGGGUGCAUGAAGGGGAGGGAGGUGGCAGAUGGGGCUGAG